Molecule: messenger RNA, 861 nt
Organism: Knipowitschia caucasica
Lineage: Eukaryota; Metazoa; Chordata; Actinopteri; Gobiiformes; Gobiidae
Source: the annotation of a GenBank genome assembly
AUGCAUCACCUGAAGGAGCAGCUGGAGCAGAGGACGCGGGAGAUCGAGGAGAAUAUUCACAGACAACAGGAUGAGCUUCGACAAAUCCAAAAUGAGCUCCAUAGAGUCCAGGGAAACAGCCUGCAGAUGUUCUUGCCGAAGGGAAGUGGAGGACUUAGCUCUUCCCACAAUGUCAUGCAGCAGGGUGGGGCACUGAUCUCCCAGGCUCCUGUCGCCUCCCGGACUCCCCACAACAUACAGCAACAGCUUUCAGUCCAGCCGCAGACACAGCAACAAGCUUUAAGCCAGAACUCUCUCUCUGCUCCACUCUACAACACCAUGAUGAUUCCUCAGCAGAGUCCCGCCAACAUGGUCCAGAUCUCCACCAGUCUGGGUCAGAACACGGGACCAUCGCCGUCUUGUGUGACCACUUUCGCACAAGAUCGUAAUGCUCAAAUAAGGUUCUCAGCGUCUCCACAGCUGUUGACAAAGCUGGUGACGGGUCAGAUGACGUGUGGUGCGGUGAUGAUGCCCACUAUGUUUAUGGGGCAGGUGGUCACGGCCUUCUCCCCUCAGCCCGGACAGACCCAGACCAUCAACAUCUCACAGCAGCAGCAACCGGAGCAGAUCCAGCAGACACAAAUCCAACCCAUUCAGACGUCACAGGGAGCUCUGGGGCAGCAGCAGGCACAGUUCCUCCAGGCUCCACGACUCCUUCACGGAAACCAGUCGACUCAAUUGAUCCUUCAAGCCUUCCCCCUGCAGCAGCAAAGCACUUUCAGUGGCUCCGGCCAACAGCAGCACCAACAGAAGCAGAUGAAACCGUCAGGCCCUUAUCGCACAGACAGCCUCUCGGACCGGGCCACUGCACGGCCUCAGUAG